AUGGUGCUGUUUGAGUCGGCGUCAACCUCAGACUGCGAAUCUGGAACGUCAUCCGCCAGCGAGUCUCCGCUUAUGGCGACUUCACUGCGCUACGACGCAGCGUUAGGAUCAAGAACGGCGGCCGCGCUCACCAAGGAGCACUUUUCACUGGGACAAAACGCGCAUGUUCACGCAGCUUCUGAAGCGCAGCUGAAAGGUGCAAGUAAGUGGAACUUGAGUUCCGAGGCGAACAGCGCUGCUGCUGGUGCUGCUGCUGGUUCGUCCGGGCGCAGUCUUCCAGCGGAGAGUAGCGCAGAGGCACCGGUGUCGCCUCGGAACGCAACAGAAGAGGUGCUCGAAAGUUUCGUGGACGCUGAAAUGCAUUCGGAUUUGAUAAAAUCGGAAACGCACUUUCGUGGCGAGGAAGGGGAAGCGCGGAGCUUCCUUGUGUCGCGGAAGGAGCUUUUGAAGAUUCGCGAAUGGUUGCGCACCUGCGAGAAGUCAGAGCCGCUUCUCAUGGCGAGCACCAAUCGCUUCGUACUUUUUCCCAUACGCUAUCCGGAAACCUGGUCCUUUUACAAGCGCGCUGUCGCUUCGUUCUGGACAGUGGAGGAAGUCGAUCUACAACAGGAUUUGCGGGACUGGUCUAGGCUCACGUCGGGUGAGAAACAUUUCAUCACCUACGUUCUCGCGUUCUUCGCUGCAUCAGACGGCAUCGUGAAUGAGAACUUGGCACUACGUUUUAGUACAGAGGUGCAACUGUCGGAAGCAAGGUCCUUUUACAUGUUCCAAAUGGCGAUGGAAAACAUUCACUCAGAGAUGUACAGCCUGUUGAUCGACACUUUCAUCAAAGAAACGACUGAGAAGGAUCGACUCUUCCGCGCAAUUGAUACGCUACCGUGCGUUCGACGAAAGGCUGAAUGGGCGCUCCGAUGGGUCGGGAGCGACGCCUCUUUCGCGGAACGCCUGAUCGCUUUUGCCGCCGUUGAAGGCAUAUUUUUCAGUGGAUCGUUCUGUGCAAUCUUCUGGUUGAAGAAACGAGGCCUCAUGCCAGGUUUAACGUUCAGCAAUGAGCUCAUCAGUAGGGACGAAGGCCUUCACUGCGACUUUGCGUGUCAUGUGUUCCACAUGUUGCGAUACAAGCCGCCGGAUGUUCUGAUCCGCGCUAUAAUAUGCGAUGCUGUCGAGCAGGAACGGGCUUUUGUUCGGGAAGCACUUCCGGUGAAUCUCAUUGGGAUGAACAGCACGCUGAUGCAGCAAUACAUAGAGUUCUGCGCUGAUCGAUUAUUAGUGGCGCUGCAUGUAGAUCCUGUGUAUCGAGUAGAAAAUCCGUUUGACUGGAUGGAACUGAUUUCCCUUAAUGGGAAAACCAACUUCUUCGAACGUAGAGUCGGCGAAUACCAAAAGGCGGGUGUGAUGACUUUCCAGCCAUCUGGUGUUGGAGAGAACGAUUUUCGACUAGAUCUAGACUUUUGA
Messenger RNA from Cyanidioschyzon merolae strain 10D, 1455 nucleotides. RefSeq names its product ribonucleoside-diphosphate reductase beta chain. The record is from RefSeq and is a predicted model, not a curated record. Gene Ontology annotation, molecular function: oxidoreductase activity. The coding region runs from base 1 to 1455 and encodes 484 amino acids. Gene Ontology annotation, biological process: deoxyribonucleotide biosynthetic process. Lineage: Eukaryota; Rhodophyta; Bangiophyceae; Cyanidiales; Cyanidiaceae. The transcript has a single exon.